Messenger RNA from Camelus dromedarius (Arabian camel), 2514 nucleotides. RefSeq names its product RAN, member RAS oncogene family (gene RAN). The coding region runs from base 164 to 814 and encodes 216 amino acids. NCBI's taxonomy places the organism in Eukaryota, Metazoa, Chordata, Mammalia, Artiodactyla, Camelidae. The record is from RefSeq and is a predicted model, not a curated record. Gene Ontology annotation, molecular function: GTP binding; GTPase activity. Gene Ontology annotation, cellular component: cytoplasm; nucleus. The transcript is spliced from 7 exons. Gene Ontology annotation, biological process: ribosomal subunit export from nucleus; protein import into nucleus.
GCGCGCGCGCCGGGCAACGUGGGAGCGGCGCGGCAUCGUUGCCCCGCCCUCCCUCGGCGCGCGCCGGCGUCGGCUGCGUCUCCGGGCAUUUGAAUUGCGCUUCCGCCAUCUUUCCAGCCCUCAGUCCGACGGGCGCGGAGACGCUUCUGGAAGUAACAUCACGAUGGCUGCCCAAGGAGAACCUCAAGUUCAGUUCAAACUUGUACUGGUGGGAGAUGGUGGUACUGGGAAAACUACCUUCGUGAAACGCCACCUGACUGGUGAAUUUGAGAAGAAGUAUGUAGCUACCUUGGGUGUUGAGGUCCAUCCCCUUGUGUUCCAUACCAACAGAGGGCCUAUUAAGUUCAACGUGUGGGACACAGCUGGUCAGGAGAAAUUUGGUGGACUGAGAGACGGCUAUUAUAUCCAAGCUCAGUGUGCCAUUAUAAUGUUUGAUGUAACAUCGAGAGUUACUUACAAGAAUGUGCCGAACUGGCAUAGAGACCUGGUGCGAGUGUGUGAAAACAUCCCCAUUGUGUUGUGUGGCAACAAAGUGGAUAUUAAGGACAGAAAAGUUAAGGCAAAAUCAAUUGUCUUUCACCGAAAGAAGAAUCUUCAGUACUAUGACAUUUCUGCCAAAAGUAACUACAACUUUGAAAAGCCCUUCCUCUGGCUUGCUAGAAAACUGAUCGGAGACCCGAACUUGGAGUUCGUCGCCAUGCCUGCUCUGGCCCCACCGGAGGUGGUCAUGGACCCAGCCCUGGCCGCGCAGUAUGAGCACGAUCUAGAGGUUGCGCAGACAACUGCUCUCCCGGAUGAAGAUGACGACCUGUGAGAAAGUGAAGCUGGAGCCCAGCGUCAGAAGUCUAGUUUUAUAGGCAACUGUCCUGUGAUGUCAGUGGUGCAGCGUGUUUGCCACUUUAUUAUAUAGCUAAGCAGAACAUGUGCUUAAUCUUUGGGAUGCUGAAGGAGAUGAAUGGGCUUCGGAGUGAAUGUGGCAGUUAAAAAAAACAACCUUCAUUUUUUUGGACCUGCAUAUUUAGCUGUUUUUGGAACGCAGUUGUUUCCUCCCUGAGUUUCAAAUAUAAGACUGCUACAGUCACAUCACAAUAUUCAGUGGUGAAAUCUCGUUUGUUACUGUCAUUCCCAUUCCUUUUCGUUUAGAAUCAGAAUAAAGUUGUAUUUCAAAUAUCUAACCAAGUGAACUCAUCCCUUGUUUAAAUGAGUGUUUUAAAACCACUAACAGAAAAUUGUGCCAUGUUACUAUUUGAAUUGCCUUUGCUUUUAUCACUUAAUUUGAAAUCUAGUAGGUGAAAUUCUCAUGUCUUAAAAUAUUCUGUACUUUUGAGUCACUACAUCCAAACGAAAUGACAGGUCAGCAGUGUUGUAUUUGGUAAGUUGUUAAAAGAGGUGUAAAUAUUGUCAAUGCAGUUGGGCUAAAAUAAUACCUACGCCACCUGCCUUUUGGCUUCAAUAGUGUCACCUAGGGAAGAGCUUGUUUGAAAUUUAUGUGACCUGUCAGAAUAAAAGUGGUACAUGUUUUAGACAUUUCAAAUAGGUAUCUUGAGAAUUACAGUUGCUUUUAUUGUAGAAGUAAUCCAUAUUCUAGCAAAACUUUUUUGAGUCUGAUGAAACCGUACAAAUGGUGGCAGGGACUUGAGGGAUGUCUCAUUGUUAAAAAUGAAUAUAAACUUUUGUGCAUUUGCUUUUUGUUUAAUGUUACAUGUUUAAUGUAAAGUUGGUAUUCUAGGAAGAUGUUGGUGUUCACCUGCUGUUUCAAGUAUUCCAAGCUUUAAAGAUGUCAAAGAUGGAGUCAAUUGGAUGCACCACAGCUGAUGAUCUUGCACCCCUCAAAGGAUGUUUGUGGGCGGUGGAGGGCACAGUCACAAUGCUGCCACAGAGAAGUAGCGCUUAGAAUGGCUUCUCGGUAACAUGAAGCUGCCAAACUUGCCCUUUUGUUAGAUUAAUCAUUAUCUCUGUGGUUUCCACGUGUCAGCAUGAAUCGAGGCUGUCUUGCCUGAAUUUGGUCCGACUGACACCACACUGUAGCCAUUAGAAAUCUUAAAAAUUAGAGCUAUUUUUUCUCAUUUAAGUAGUUGACCAAAGUUCUUUAGGUGUCCAAUUAACCUUAAAUUACUUUCCUACCUGAGAAGAAGGUAGGGAAGGCCCAUUUUGAAAUACAUGGAAAAAUGAAAUAUGGGUAAAAUUGGGUACAUUUUAAUUUGUUAACGUACUAAAUAUAUCAAUGGAUUCACUUAGAGUUGAAUUACUAUAUGUUAUGUGUAGCUCAGAACCAGAUUUUAACAGAUGCAAAGUUUGUUCACAUGAUCAGGAUGAAACUUUUCAUUCAGAUAUUUAAUACGAGGGACAUGUGUUUGUAACCUUAAUGUAGAGUGUGAGUAUGACAUACUGAGUCUUACGUGUAAAAAAUUUUGGAGGCUGCUUCACUUACAUGUUUAACAGGUGGGAGAAUUGACAAGUCAUUGGUUGGAAGGAAAAAAUGCUGCAAAAUAUAUUGCUUCUACUUUGCUUGGA